Prorocentrum cordatum is the source of this 302-nucleotide messenger RNA. The record is from the annotation of a GenBank genome assembly. NCBI's taxonomy places the organism in Eukaryota, Dinophyceae, Prorocentrales, Prorocentraceae.
GAGGUUCCUCGUGGUGCGGAGCUGGCCGACAUCAAGAGGGCGUACAGGGCCUUGGCAGUGCGGCACCACCCGGACAAGGGCGGGGACCCCGAGAAGUUCAAGGAGCUCACGCUCGCGUUCGAGGCGCUCAGCGACAUGGCCGGGCGGAGCGGGAGCGCCAGCUGCAGCCGCCGGGGCAGCGGCGCCGGCUCCGUCGCCAGCUUCGGGCAGCCUCCGGACUGCGAGGGCCCGCUCGAACGCGAGUGCGCGAUGCUGCGCCGCGAGUGCGCGGGGCUGGACGCGGAGCUGCGACGCACCCAGGC